UCUCUCUCUCUCUUUUACAAUCUCUCUCUCUCUUAAAACUCUUCUCUCUAGCUCUGUAUAUCCUAGCUCUGUAUAUCCUAGGGUUUUUCUAUCUCUCAAAGUCUAAACACCUCCAAUGUCUUCUAAAUUAUAUCUAUGCUUUGUAGAAAAAAGGUUCUCGAAGAAGAAGAAGAAAAAGAAGAAGAAGAAAAUGAAGUUGUGAGAUAGGGAUUGAAGAUGGUGAUUGGAUGAUUAGGUUUUUCUUUGUUGGGGCUGAAUUGAAUUUGGUUUGGAUAGAUGGGGGCUAGGGUUCCAGUUCAGCACUACAAUUUGCGAUCAGCGAAUUCAUACAUUGGAGGCUCUUUGCAUGAUCUCAACACUGUCGAUGGUCGGCCUGGAGAUAUGGAGGGCAUUGGUGACGUUGAUCGCGAUGCAGUCACCGAAGAUAGCUUGGAAAAUGGUGAAGAAUCGACUGCAGUUGACUGCAUUCAUGAAUCUUACAGGAAUUCUUUACCUCUUCAUAGUGUAGGAGUGGAGGAAGAUCGCUCUAGCCUUGAGAAUAAUGGGUCUUCAAGGGGUCCUUACGACUGCUUGACUACUGAAGAUAUUUUGCCAGUUGAAGCAGCGAGGGCAAGAUUUUUGGACAUUAUUGUAGAUCACUUUAUUAUCUCGCAUAUAAUUGAGAUGGCAGAUUCUGAGGCUGACUAUACAGCUCAGUCUGCUCAAGAUAAGUUAAACAAGAGGAAGUCAAGAGAAAUCUAUUAUGAAGGCGAUGCGAGGUAUGUCUUGCCUUUGAUGUAUGUGGCAAAUAUGUAUGAAACUUUGGUUAAUGAAGCAAACAUCAGAAUAUCUUCCUUAAAUGGCAUUCGUGAAAAGUCCAUUGGCGUGGCCCUUGAAGCUGCUGGUGGCUUAUACAGAAAGCUCGCGAAGAAAUUCCCUAGGAAAGGGUCUUAUGUAUAUAAAAGAAGAGAAUUGGCGACUUCUCUUGAAACAAGGACGAGAUUUCCAGAAUUAGUGAUACAAGAGGAGAAGCGGGUUCGUUUUGUGGUAGUUAAUGGUCUGGAUAUUGUUGAAAGACCAACAAAUAUGUGUGUUGAUGAUGCCGAGUGGUUCAAAAGAUUGACUGGUAGGAAUGAAGUUGCUAUCUCUGCUAGAGAUUAUAAAUUUUAUUCUCCAAGACGCAAGUAUAGGCGUGUUGCAUCGAACUCUGUGCCCAACAUCCCUGGUUUGCCUACAUUCUCUGCUGCUGAUAGUUCUCCUCCUAUGGCUACUGCUUCAGGUUUCCGCUCUAUAAAUGAACCACAAAAUCAGCAGCAGACUCCAUCCAAACACCAUAUGCAACCACUGUCAUAUCAGCCUCAGUUUCAUCCUCUGCACCAUAACCAUCAUCUCCCCAUUCACCAAACUCAACAUGCAGCCCAAUUUUCUCACAACCAUCAGUGUGGGCCACCUUCACACUUGCCUGAAAUUGCUCAUUCGCAGCAGUCUCCAACCAUUUCCCAACAUAUGGCUUGCUUACAACCCCUCUCGGGCAAUCAUGUUGCAGGGCGCUUGCAUGUAAUGCCAAAUAACCCGGCAAAGUUUUGUGAUGAAUGCGGCGCUCCAUAUUUGAGAGAGACCUCCAAAUUCUGCUCUGAAUGUGGUGUUAAGAGGUUAGGAACUUGACAUGAUGUGUAUGUAUUUCCUCCGGUCGCAAUGAUACAAACCUUUGCCACCAUUCAUGUAAAGAUUUGAAGGUUAGAUCGUUGUAUGGCUAAUUGUUUUUUCUCCUUGUAAAUACCAUCAUUUCAUAUAGCUUUGUGAUUUUGUAGCAUUUGACCUUUCGUAUUUAUCAAUCAAAGAUGCCUUGAUUCCUAUUCGAAAUAA
This is a messenger RNA of Cornus florida, 1845 nucleotides long. RefSeq lists its product as uncharacterized. The transcript is spliced from 8 exons. Bases 277 to 1644 code for a protein of 455 amino acids. The record is from RefSeq and is a predicted model, not a curated record. NCBI's taxonomy places the organism in Eukaryota, Viridiplantae, Streptophyta, Magnoliopsida, Cornales, Cornaceae.